Dermacentor andersoni is the source of this 756-nucleotide messenger RNA. The record is from RefSeq and is a predicted model, not a curated record. Lineage: Eukaryota; Metazoa; Arthropoda; Arachnida; Ixodida; Ixodidae.
GAGCCCUCUAAGAAAUCCCGUACGUCGAAGCCGUCCACUAAACGCGCUGGCCGCAGCUCCGACCGAAAUAAGGCAGGCAAAGACCGCGCAGACAGGGAAACCAAGAUGGCGGCGAAGCUCAGGUCCGGCCAGGUGGUUUGUCCGGAGAGUGUGGCAAACGGAAAAGACGUGCAGCCUGCCCCGAACCCCGUAGAUGCUCUCAACACGUCUGUGACAUCAAUCGUCCCUGCGACACAGACGGGGCUCCUAGCAGCGUCGGGGUUCGCUUCCGAGGUGCCGACGGAAGACGUAGUAACACCGGUAGAGCAAACGCAGGCCUCCACUGCGAGUGACAUUCGUGCCCCGACGCCGCGCUUCAUUUCCAGCAACUCUCACGCCAGAUUUAAGUUGGAGGAGAAGCGAAAGAUAUCCGUCGUGUCCUUUGAAGCCGGCGUCAAGGAACCGCAAACGAACGACAAGGUGCCCUUCGUGAAACGAGAGUCCACGGCCUUGGCGCACUUGGAAGAACUGGGCCCGAGACUCGCGCACGGGAGGAGGAGUUUGUCGACGAUUCUCAAGACAUCGGCCACACCGACACGCUUCGCCCGGCGGGCCUCCUCGGUCGACUUCGGUCCCGGAAAAUACACUCUCAUCAGGUGCGAACGCCUCACCAGGCGUCUUGCAUCCUCGUGCUAAAUCCUUGUUCAUUUUGACCUGCACACAAUUGCCCCGAAUACUUUUCAAGAUUGCCUCAGAAGCGACUACCUAAAAUAUUAA